UAUGACGGAAAAUAUUAAAACUACUCGUUCCGAAUCAAAAGUAUCUAUUUUAACAGAGAAAACAAUAUCUUUGGUAGAUUUAAACGACCAAGAAGAUGAUAAUUCAAGACCUAAAUCCGUACCUCCUCAUUUAAAGAAACAAGCGGAAAAUGGUGAAAUUCGAAGAAUUUCAAAUAUUAAACUCGGUUUUGGCGGUAAAAUUGAAAAGGAAACUGAUAGUAAUUCAUCAACAUUAUUCUGCUGUUGUCUAGGUGGAACUAAAGUUCAAGAGAUUAACUAA
Dimorphilus gyrociliatus is the source of this 280-nucleotide messenger RNA. The record is from the annotation of a GenBank genome assembly. Lineage: Eukaryota; Metazoa; Annelida; Polychaeta; Dinophilidae.